AUGCCAUAUCUUCAAGUACUUAGCUUCUUUGAUGUUGUGUAUCCUCACAAUCUUAUCUUUAGCCUUAAGGAAAGCCGACAACGUUUGGAGACUGAGAUAGCCGAGGAACUGGAGGCACACAAAAGAAUGGCUUCAGAUCUGCGUGUUCGACUUGAGGCUGCGCAACGCGAACUGGAUGAAAAGUCAGGCCAGCUAUUGGAGCUUCGAGAUGAACUAGCAGAACUUCGAAACAUUCGGUUUAAGCGAGAGACAGAGUUAACACAAAUGCAGGCUCAGCUGAGCCAAAAACAAUCUGAGCUCACAGCUGUACAAUUAGAGAAGCAGAUGGUAAAAUCUCUGAAUAUGCUCUUGUUAAAGUAA
Molecule: messenger RNA, 360 nt
Organism: Protopolystoma xenopodis
Lineage: Eukaryota; Metazoa; Platyhelminthes; Monogenea; Polystomatidea; Polystomatidae
Source: the annotation of a GenBank genome assembly